This is a messenger RNA of Rhineura floridana, 2253 nucleotides long. RefSeq names its product dual specificity phosphatase 11 (gene DUSP11). The transcript is spliced from 10 exons. The coding region runs from base 196 to 1173 and encodes 325 amino acids. Gene Ontology annotation, biological process: protein dephosphorylation. The record is from RefSeq and is a predicted model, not a curated record. Lineage: Eukaryota; Metazoa; Chordata; Lepidosauria; Squamata; Rhineuridae. Gene Ontology annotation, molecular function: protein tyrosine/serine/threonine phosphatase activity; polynucleotide 5'-phosphatase activity.
AGUUAGACAAGAGAGAAGCCUUCCUUGCUGGCACGCGGUGAUGACGCAGGCGCCACGGCUCUGCGACACGUUGGGCGUGGGAACCGGAAGCGGCUGGGUUGCAGCGGCGACAACAACAGAAGCAGCGCGGCUCGUUCGGCAAGGCCUGACGGCGAAACCUCUGGGCAGCCACUGGGGAGAGGGGGUCGCGGAGCCAUGGGGAAGAAGAAAAAUGGGGUUCCGGACAGAUGGACACAAUAUGUACCACUUGGAAAGAGAAUACAUGGAACACGAUUUAUUGCUUUUAAAGUUCCUCUUAAGAAGACAUUUGAAUGGAGACUUGCCCCAAAUGAACGGUUUUCUCCAUUAGACCUUAUUAGUCAAGUUAGAGAACAGAAUGAAGAACUUGGCUUGAUUAUUGAUUUGACGUAUACCACUCGCUAUUAUGAGCCAGAGGAGCUGCCAGACAUGUUGCAGUACUGUAAGAUUGUAACAGUUGGUCAUGAAGUGCCAAACAAGGACACAGUGUUUAAAUUCAAAAGUGCUGUGAAAAAGUUCCUGAUGGAGAACCAACAUAACGACAAGCUUAUUGGAGUUCAUUGCACACAUGGCUUAAAUCGAACUGGUUACCUUGUUUGCAGGUACCUAAUUGAUGUCGAAGGAAUGGAUCCAAACAUGGCAAUAGAAUUGUUUAACAGAUGCAGAGGGCACUCUAUAGAAAGGAGGAACUACAUAGAAGAUCUUAGGAGAAGAACUGGUAGAAGGAAUCAUCGUAUGGCUGCUUCAGGAACCGGUUGGAUGAAAGAACACUUUGGCCCUGUCCUCCAUCCUGGAUUUCAAGCUUCUGCAUACAGCCCACAACAUUUGCAGCCAUUUCCAUUGGAAGCACCAAGGCGCUUCCCACCUAGGCGAGGAAGGGGUGGACAAAACUCCCACAGAAAACCCAAUUGUGCCCAAAACCAAAACUUCAUCACUUGUUAUGACAACAGUCAGCCUGUUUACAGUCCUUGGUACCCCCCUGCAGCUGAUGCCUUCCAGCAAAGAUCGGAUUAUGCUAUUAGACCCAACCAUGGGCUGUGCUAUUCUUCUUACCAGCAACAGUUGCAAGGACGUGAAGGGCCAUAUUUGCCAGUGCAAAAUCAUCCUUAUUUACAGCAACAAGGAAGGUAUAAAAUCAGUAGACAACCCCGUUGAAAUCUUUAUUGCUAGAAAAAUAAUUGACAAGACACACAAUCUCAUACUAAUGAACAGAAAUCCAUUCUUGGCUUGCAAUUUAUUCAGCAGAUGAGGACCAGCAGGUUACUUUACAUCAUUGCUAUGUAGUUUUAUUUUUGUGAUUGCUUACAAACAAGAUGUAGCCAUUCCAGCCGUUAAUUUAAGAAGUGCGUAUUGGCUGGCCUCUUGAAAUGUGUUUUAUUAAGUCAUGUUUGGAACAUAAAAGCCUCCCUAUUACAGAAGCUUCUUCUACAGAUGUUAGCACGCUGAUCUUAAAAUUUGUGUUAAAUAAAGAUUACUUUCCUCUGCUACAGUUGAAUACAAUGUACUGACAUGUCCCCAGCAAGGAACUGGGCUUGCUCCUUUUGUAAUGGGUUUCUGCCUCAUAUAUCAGUUGGACUCCAGUGCCCAACUAGAUUCCUGGAGCUAAUUCCUGUUGCCUCUGCAACCUGGAAACACUCUCCAGGCGGUCCAGUUCCACAGGAGUGACUGAUGUUAAUUGUACCAUUCAUAACGUGAUUCCAUAUGUAACUGAAACAGUGUGGGACUGGACUGUGUGGAAGCAGUUCUACUCUGUAAUGAUAAUUACUAGGUUUAGGAUUUUGGCUUAUUUUGCAAUUUAUUUAUUUAUUUGCCAUCUGUUGUAACAUAGAGCGUGCCUCAUUUGCCUUGGUCUGUUGGAGUUGAUAUUUCAGAGACAUGGUAUCAUUCCUGUUCUCUGCUUGUGGUCUUGGACUGUAUGCAAGGUAGAAAGCUGUAGAAGUUGCCCUGCCAUGAAGCAUGGUGGUUGGCAGCUGUUGGCUGUCAAUGAAGAACAACAGUGUGGAACAGUUUGCUUAUGGAGCUCCUACGUGAGCCCAGCUGAAAUGAACAGGGUUUUUUUUAAUGAAGCUUACAUAGGAAAACUUCCCACUAGUUUUAGUGUGGGGAGAUGGGCAUGGAAAUCCAGAACCUGAUUCUGAAACAAAGAUUCACCUGCAAUCUAUAGUCUGUGUCUGUCAACUGUGACUGGGAGUAAACAAUUUAUAUAAAUAUGAAAAUUAAAAAAUAAGUACAAUA